Trichoderma gamsii is the source of this 450-nucleotide messenger RNA. RefSeq lists its product as hypothetical. The transcript has a single exon. The record is from RefSeq and is a predicted model, not a curated record. Lineage: Eukaryota; Fungi; Ascomycota; Sordariomycetes; Hypocreales; Hypocreaceae. Bases 1 to 450 code for a protein of 149 amino acids.
AUGAAGGAUGGAGAUAGAGCUGGCGUAUCUAUGUUCCGCGAUGACAGUGCCUAUAUCGGUAUCCAUAAGCAUGCGGAGGAAGCCAAGCUGGUCUAUGUCGGCAAUGUAAAAGUCGGUCCUCUGAAUGUGCCUGUAGGGUACGUCAAUGGCCGCCCUGUAGCUUUGGACUGGCAAUGCGUCUCGAAUGGCUCGAUCAAAUCGGAGAGAUCGCUGGCGAGCGAUCGAGUAUGGCUACGGAUCAAGGUAGGUCUGAGGGCUGCUCAUGCAGAUGGGCACGAGAAUGAUGCGAGAAAUGCCACAUUUGAGUACAGCUUUGAUGGCACAACGUUCACGCAAUUUGGUUUAGUAUACUUGUUGACCAGAUCCACCAUGGGCUACAUAGGUUAUCGCUUUGGGCUGUUCAACUUUGCAACGGAGGCUCUGGGAGGACAGAUACGGGUAGAUUACUGA